Molecule: messenger RNA, 2181 nt
Organism: Symbiodinium necroappetens
Lineage: Eukaryota; Dinophyceae; Suessiales; Symbiodiniaceae
Source: the annotation of a GenBank genome assembly
GCACCGGCAGCGCCUGCAAAGCAGAGCGAAGAGCCGAGGAUUGUGGCCGAGCCAGGCUCUGUCGCAGAGGUCGUUACAAGCUCGAGUGCCCGUGGCUCCAAGCGCCCCCAUCCGGUCACUCCAGCCGCCACGCCGACCAAGCCAAACAAGCCCGACUCCGGGAAACCUGCCCCUUCCAAGGACGGUGCAACUCAGGCCGAGUCUGAUGACGAUGAGACCCCCAAGGUCCUGAACUUCGCGCAGAUGUCGAAGUUAGAGAAGGAGAAGGUGCGGAGGAUUGUGUCGCCCAAAAAGGCGACAGGGAACCUUGAGGUUCCUGAGAACAUCUUCGAGAUGUGGAAGGACGCCGGGGCCGUGUUCAUGGAAUCCCUUGAAAUCAUCAGCCGAACGACACGAAGCAAAAAGCUGGAAGUGAAGGGCGGAUUCUACAGUAAGGAGGACAUGAAGACCGAGCUAGGCUACUCCCAGUCCCGCGUCGACAAAAUCGUCGCCUGGGCAGAGAAGAAGCGCUUGGCUGCUUCCCAGAUGAAGGAGUACAUGAAAAGUCUGCUCAAGGCCAAGAACUCCUUGGAGGCUUUUGCGGACAAGAUCCGGGCUUCCGUGGCUGGGGAUGCUAAGGCGGAACAGACAAUCAAGAAAAUCGAUGGAAUGAUCAAGGAGCAUGAAACCUUGUACUAUGAGAUGGCCGAAGCCAAAGCGGAAGGGGCCCCUGCGAAAGAUCUCAUCAUGGAUGCCCGGGCUGCCAUCAAGAAGGACGCCUGCGAGGUGCUGGCGAAGAUUGCAAAGGUGCAGCCGUCUAGUGCCGAUGCACCCCUUUAUGAAAUCUUGUCCAAGAACGGGCUGAAUUUGCCGCUUGACUUUAGCUGGACGCAGGCUGGCAAUACCUUUAGAUACCCCUAUCUGAAACCCAAGACCCAGCUGGAAACUUUGAGUCACCACGGCUACUUUCAUCGGGUGCUAGGGGUGCCUGUUCACUUGGCGUCUGAAGCACUGGAGCAGUUCUGGCAGAAGUUCAAAGCCCUGCACCCAAACCAUGAUAUAUUCGAGAACUCCGAGCACCGGGACUUUCAGAAGCUCAUCCCUUACUACUUGCAUGGUGAUGGGGGGAGGGGCUACAAGAAGGAUCCUAUCGAGAUAUUGUCCAUGUUUCCAGCACUUGGUAGUGGGUCGAGGAAAAGACCUGUGGACUUAAGUUUCAAGCGAAAAUCAACGGAUGAACUCGAGCUGGGCAUCAAUCUGCAAGGCAACUCGGGUGCCACACGGUUCUUGUUUUCUGUUUUGAGCAGCUUGGUGGCUAAGAAGGAUGGCAAUAUUUUCGAUGACCUCCUUGAAGUUUGGAGUCAAGAACUAAAGUUGCUACUUGAUGAGGGCUUUCAGGCUGCAGGGAGCACAUGGCGCGUCGUGAUUUUGGGAUUCACUGGGGAUUCACCUUUUGUCAAGAAGGUUUCCAAAGCGACCCGUUCCUUCCACAAUGUUCGUAAGACACAUUCUUCGAAGGGCGUACAGAAGGGCUGCUGCUGGCUUUGCAAUGCUGGCUACGAAUCACCGGAGGAUGGAGUUCACAUUCCCUUCGAGCACAUAGGCUUCACGCAGCCCCAAUGGUUGCAAACCUGUGGAUUGCGUAACCCGUUGCCGUGGGAUGGCAAUGGCGGUGCAUUGCAGCAGCAUGCCCUGCUGGACAGGGCCGAUACCCCUGCAGCCUUUUAUUGUACAGAUUUUUUUCACGUGUGGCAUGCUGGAGUUGGCCUUGACUUCACUUCGAGUGCAUUGAUCUAUUCCAUGAAGGUGGUGUUUGGACUUGGGGGUGUGCAGCGGGAUCUCAAGGCCUUGAAUGAAUGUUUGAAAGAAUGGAGCAAAAGAACGAAGAAGCAGCUUUACUGUGGGCGUCUUACAGAGGACCUUUUGGGGUACAAUGGUACACGGGAGUACCCUGAAGGGAGAUGGAGCAAAAACAUGGAUACAGCUACGAUCAUGAAAUUCCUUGUUUACUUCUUGGAGCGCCCUGAAUCCCAGGAGAAACUUCAAGCUGAUGACAUCAUGCGUGACAUUUUGGUGGCUGCAAAAGAUAUGGGCCACGUCAUAACAACAUCCCUCAAAGCAGAGUAUUUCAUGUCGGGCGAGCAUACCCGCUUGUCGUCGAGUAUGGGCACAGAUUCCUUAUGGGAUAUGGGGGUCUUGUGA